AUGGUUAUUCCGAGUCUGGCGCCCACACCAAAGUCACUUCUUGCGGGCUUUCCACGCGGAUUCGCGCUGCUGCUGGAGUCUCUCCCCGCCACGGUGAAGAAAAUGAGAAGAAGAGCAGCAGUGGUCCAUUCGUCCACUCGCGAGAUCAGUCUCACCGCGCGCGCUGGACGAAUUGGAGCCCCGCUCGUGAUGGGAAUCUGGCAAAUCGACGCUGUGACCAUGAAUUUGCGCGACGGAGUGUCGAGUGAGGAGUGCAAUAAUUCGCGGAGGAUCACAGACUUCAGCAUCUCCUCGAUCCUGGCCAGGGAUUCGCGCCGAACAACCUCUCGGCGGCCACUCAAUAAAGUCUUCGACAGUCCUUGGGCGUCUCAGGGCCCCGUUGUGUUCAAUCCCGCCGCGCGCGUGCAGAUCGUCGGGGAGUUUCAGUGCCAGUCCGCCACCUUUCAGCCGUGCACGCCCCCGAGAGCCACCAAAUACGCGUGCGAGGAGUGUGGCAAGGGCUUCUCGCAGCUCAGGAACUAUAAGUACCACAUCUCCAUUCACCGCGGCACGAAGGAGUUCGCCGCGCACUGCCCGGAGUGCGGCAAGAUGUUCAACGACAAGGGCUACCUCAGCAGCCACCUCAAGAUCCACCGCAACCGCAAGGAGUACGCCUGUCCGCACUGCCCCAAAUCCUUCAACCAGCGCGUCGCCUUCAACAUGCACGUGAGGAUCCACACGGGCAUCAAGCCGCACAAGUGCACCGAGUGCGGCAAGAGAUUCUCCCGCAAGAUGCUCCUCAAGCAACACUCGCGAACGCACAGCGGCGAGAAGCCCUACCAAUGCACCAUUUGCGGCAAGACGUUCGCCGAUCGCAGCAACAUGACGCUGCACCAGAGGCUCCACUCGGGCAUCAAGCCCUUCUCGUGCCCCAUCUGCCCCAAGGCCUUCACGAAGAAGCACCACCUCAAGACGCACCUCAACUACCACACCGGCUACAAGCCCUACCACUGCCCGCACGCCAACUGCGGCCAGUCCUUCACGCAGUCCAGCAACAUGCGCACGCACGCCAAGAAGUGCCAGUUCCAGCCGCCAAAGCCCUGAC
Molecule: messenger RNA, 1084 nt
Organism: Phlebotomus argentipes
Lineage: Eukaryota; Metazoa; Arthropoda; Insecta; Diptera; Psychodidae
Product: gastrula zinc finger protein XlCGF8.2DB-like
Exons: 2
Coding region: 1-1083 (360 amino acids)
Biological process (GO): regulation of transcription by RNA polymerase II
Molecular function (GO): RNA polymerase II cis-regulatory region sequence-specific DNA binding; DNA-binding transcription factor activity
Source: RefSeq, a predicted model, not a curated record